This is a messenger RNA of Drosophila hydei, 2283 nucleotides long. RefSeq names its product deformed epidermal autoregulatory factor 1 (gene Deaf1). Gene Ontology annotation, cellular component: nucleus. Gene Ontology annotation, biological process: regulation of transcription by RNA polymerase II. The transcript has 4 exons. Gene Ontology annotation, molecular function: DNA binding; DNA-binding transcription factor activity, RNA polymerase II-specific. NCBI's taxonomy places the organism in Eukaryota, Metazoa, Arthropoda, Insecta, Diptera, Drosophilidae. Bases 360 to 2063 code for a protein of 567 amino acids. The record is from RefSeq and is a predicted model, not a curated record.
AAAUAAAAUAUCGAUACAUCGUUGUGUUUCUUAUAUCGCUGCGGGUAUCAACUUUUAAGAAAUGUAAAAAUGUAAAUUGCAACAUAUAAAAAUAACUGUAAAUAGCCAAAAGCAACGUGCACAAUACAAAUUCAAUGUGAAUAGUGUGCGCGCAAAGCAAUCGCAAACGCAACAACAAUCAAAACAACAACAACAACAACAAUAGCAACGACAACAGACUUCGUAGUUGUCGUAGCCCAAUUGCAAUUGCAACAAUUCGAUGAACAACUUCACAUUCAUAUCCAACAAACAGAAAAAGGAAACCAAUAGAAGCAGAAGAAGAAGAGUGCAUUUGUUUUGUCGUGUUGUUGUGGUGCAGAAUGGAACAGGAUUCCUCAACUGAGCUGCAUCUGAGCAGAAUACGUGAAGUGAAAGAUUUGGCCGCAUUAACCGACGACGUGCGCGAUGUUGUGAAAGAAGAGGUCACAUUAGAGAAUCACCAUCAUCAUCAGUUGGAUACGAAAGUUCGCAUGGUCACAUCCUCCUCAAACGACAACAGCGGCAGCGGCGGCGGCAACAACGGCGGUGCAAGCGGCGGCGGCGGUGUUGUGUCAGUACCCGUAUCAUUGCCAAUCGGUUCAAUGAUAACUGGGACAGCCUAUAAUGUGAUUACGCCCGAUCAGCUGCCGCACUUUAAACCGGUGUUGUGCGUCGACAACAAUGGUUACCUGUCCGGCAGCACGGUCAGCAUGGGCGCUGACCUAAAAACGAUUGUCAUACAGCAACAGCAGCAGCAAACGCAGACGAGCGUUAAUAGCAACGCCGGCAACACAAACACCACCGCCACAAAUACCAUUGGACUGAAUCACGAUGGCUCUGGUAGCAAUAAUAGCCAUGACAGCAUGGGUACACUGGAUCAUGCUGCUGGCGGCGGCGGCGCAGGCAACACAAGUGGCUCCACCGGCUGGGCGGAAACAACAUCCAGUACACAGCACAUGGAGGUCUUCCCGAUACGCUGUAAAACCACUUCCGCCGAACUAUAUCGCAGCAAGCUGGGCUCUGGAGGACGAGGGCGCUGUGUCAAAUAUAAAGACAAAUGGCAUACGCCCAGUGAAUUUGAGCACGUGUGUGGUCGUGGCUCGAGCAAAGAUUGGAAACGCUCUAUCAAAUAUAGUGGUAAAUCGUUGCAGUCCCUCAUUGAUGAGGGCACGCUAACGCCACAUGCAACCAACUGCAGUUGCACAGUCUGCUGUGACGACGAAGCAGGUGAGUCAGCUUCUGGUCCUGUACGUCUAUUCACACCGUAUAAGCGACGAAAGCGAAAUCAAACCGAAUUAGAUGUGGAACCAGGGCCCAAACGUAAACGCAAUACACAUAGCAACAAUAAUAAUAACAACAAUAGCAACACUAACAACAACAAUACAAGUGGUAGCAGCAUCAACAACAACAUCAACAACAAUAUGGACCCAACGCAAACGACCGCCACCAGUGUUGUGGAUGAUAACAAUAUGUUUUUAGCGGAAGAUAACAUAACGUCCAAGGAUGAACCGUGGGCGACGCUCAAUGACAGUUUAGACACCUCCACCGAGCUGGUUGACCAAACGCAAAUGGGCAAUCCGUAUGAGCGCGAUACGUUUGUGGUAAACAUCAACGAUACGGGCUCCAUUGCCGUACUGGAUGGUAGUCAAUCGAUGAAGAACAUCGAGCACGUCUACUGCACCAUGGUAAAGGCAACUAACGAUUUCAAACGCCUGCUCAACGACAUUAAGCAAAACUACGAGCGACGCAUCGAGGUUCUGCAAAAGGAACGCGAUGCAGCGGUCUCUGCGAUGCGUGUCCAGGUGCACACAGACAUCGAUGAUCCCAACAUAUCGGGCUCAUUACACGGCAACGAGAUCAUAUCGGCCAAGAAGUGCGCCAACUGCAAUCGGGAAGCGCUGGCCGAGUGCUCGCUGUGUCGAAAGACGCCGUAUUGUUCGGAAUUUUGCCAGCGUAAGGAUUGGAAUGCUCAUCAGGUGGAAUGCGCAAGGAAUCCACAAACGACAACGCAACAGGUCAUGUUAUUGAUCGAUGAUCAGUCCUAAGCAACGUAACGAAUUGUACAUACAAAUUUUACUACUAAUUAAUAUAUGAUUAUGCAAGGCUCCUAUCCCAAUCAGAUAAACUAAUUCCUUGUCCAACCAGUACACGAGACCCCUCUCCCAAUAUCCUUAGCAAGCCCUCCCAUUAGACUUAUGUCCUAUUAUAAUGUAAUUCUUAAAAGUAUAUAUAACUAUAUAAAUAUAUAUAUGUAUAUAUAUUUAU